AACUCCGACUUGAUGUUCCCUCUUCUUCCCCAACGGAUCGAUCUCCGUUCUUCCCGAUCCAUGCGAGCUAUCGUACCUUCGAUCCGAGAUGGGGGUCAAGAACUUGUGGGACAUCUUGGAAUCGUGCAAGAAAACCCUCCCCCUUCACCACCUUCAGAACAGGAGGCUGUGCGUGGAUCUCUCUUGCUGGCUGAUCCAGUUCCAGAAUGCCGGACGCUUGCCGGCAUGCUCGAAGGAGAAGAUCUAUCUUCGCAAUCUCUUCCACCGUCUCAGAGCCCUAAUAUCCCUCAACUGUAGCCUCAUCCUAGUCACAGAUGGGUCAAUUCCUUCCAUUAAAUUGUCCACUUAUAGACGGCGGUUGGGUUUGUGUGAGGUUAUACAAUACGACACAAACUCCCAACCGAUGCCAUCAGUUUCGCUCCGUAGAAACAUGGGUUCUGAAUUCUCAUGUAUGAUAAAGGAAGCAAAAGUUCUUGGAACAGCUCUUGGGGUCCCCUUCUUAGAUGGACUAGAGGAAGCCGAAGCACAAUGUGCAUUGCUGAAUGUUGAAUCCUUAUGUGAUGGAUGCUUCAGUACUGAUUCUGAUAUAUUCCUUUUUGGAGCUAGGACAGUAUAUAGAGAUAUUUUUCUUGGCGAGGGAAGCUAUGUUACCUGUUAUGAAAUGGAAGACAUAGAGCGACAACUUGGAUUUGGAAGGAAUUCGCUGAUUUCUCUCGCUCUUCUACUCGGCAGUGACUAUUCUCAGAGAGUUCAUGGGUUUGGGCCUGAAUCAGCAUGCCGGAUUGUUAAAUCUCUUGGAGAUGACUCUGUCCUCCAUCAAUUUAUUUCUGAGGGAUUGAAGAUAGCAAGAGUUUAUAAAGGAAGAAAGAAGAUAACAAAGGAACUUAGGUCUAAUGUGAACAAUGAGAACAAACAUGGCAACCAACAAAGUGUUUGUGCAGAAGCACAGAAUGCAGAAUCAGAUGGUCAAUACCUGGAUGUUAUCAAUGCUUUUCUGAAGCCAAAAUGUCAUUCAGCUGAUUCUGAAGCAGUGAAAAGGGUUUGCACCCAACAUCCUUUCCAACGUGUGCAACUUCAUCAUGUCUGUGAGAAGUAUUUUGGUUGGAGCCCUGAUAAAACAGACCAAUAUAUCCUCCCCAAGAUUGCUGAAAGAGAUCUUAGGCGGUUUGCUAAUCUACGUUCCACAUCAUCUGAGUUAGGAGCAAGAAUUCCUUUACACAUGAUGCCAGUUCCUUGCCCUGUCUCUGCUAUAGUAAAACUGAGAAAAGUGCAAGGACAGGACCACUAUGAGGUUUCUUGGCAAGGCAUUGAUGGGCUUGGGAACUCCAUUGUCCCUGCUGAUUUGAUUGAGAGUGCUUGCCCGGAAAGAAUUGCUGAAUACAUGGAAAAGAAAGCUGAAGUAAAGCAGCAGAAUAGAAAGCCAAGAAGAUUGACUAAAGCUCUGGUAAAUCAGAUCGAUCUCCAGCUCCAAGGCCUGUUGCUCAGUAUCGAAUCACAAAGUAAAACCCUUCCUGAAACAGCCAAUUGUCUGCCACCACCGAGUGCAGCCCCUGAGGUCAUCGACCUCUGCAGUCCUUCCCCACCACUCCGCGCCUGUCAGGUUGCCAAAUACCAGAAGUCUAUUGACAUUCAUGUGAAUGUAAUCGACAUACAUGAGUCAGACAAUGAUGCAUCCCCUGAGCAUGAGAGGAAGGCAAGAGAGCUUAGAUUAUUUAUCGACAGUAUUAGAGAAGAUCUUUAUUAGAACUUUCACCAAGUGUGUUUGUUGUAUUGUAAUACCAUAAGUUGCCAUUGUCUCUAA
Molecule: messenger RNA, 1801 nt
Organism: Musa acuminata AAA Group (dessert banana)
Lineage: Eukaryota; Viridiplantae; Streptophyta; Magnoliopsida; Zingiberales; Musaceae
Product: single-strand DNA endonuclease 1-like
Exons: 14
Coding region: 89-1744 (551 amino acids)
Molecular function (GO): DNA binding; 5'-flap endonuclease activity
Source: RefSeq, a predicted model, not a curated record